This is a messenger RNA of Ixodes scapularis (black-legged tick), 414 nucleotides long. RefSeq lists its product as uncharacterized. The record is from RefSeq and is a predicted model, not a curated record. Lineage: Eukaryota; Metazoa; Arthropoda; Arachnida; Ixodida; Ixodidae. The transcript has 2 exons. The coding region runs from base 1 to 414 and encodes 137 amino acids.
AUGGAGCCCUCUACGGCGCAGACGAGGCGGCUCAACUACUGGACGAGCGAGAAAGAGGCCCAGCUCAUUCACCUGUACAGGGACAAUAGCCUGCUCUGGGACAGCCGGCAUACGGACUACUACAAGAGGGACAGGAGAGAUCAAGCCAUGGCGGCCAUCGCGGACGCCAUGGACAACGAGUUUGACGUGGUUGCCGUAAAGGACAAGAUCAAGACUCUCCGAGACUACUUCGUCAAGGAGUUGAAGAAGGUUGCCACGUCCAGAAAGACAAAAACUCUAGGCUACGUGUCACGUUGGGAACAUUUUGGCUCCUGGGAUUUCCUGAGGGCCGCCAUCACUCGGGACUCCAGUCUGCUGUCAGCGAACAGUGCAGCCUACCCGGCAAGUAAAGUUGAAUUGGUCUCGCUUUUUUAA